AUGGAUUGGGCUGUUGUGAAAGUAGCUGAUCCAGCAGAUUGCGUGAUUGCCAUUCAUGUUUGUAGGAAUUCUGAUUCCAUUUCGAGAGAGAAAGCUUUAUUGGAUGAUUAUCUGGAAGACUAUAGAGGGCUGUGUAACCAAAAGCAGGUUGCUCUCAGUGCUGAGGUCUUGAAAGGAAAUUCUAUCAGAAAAGCUCUGGUGAGAGAAGCAAAGAACCAUUCUGCAUCAGCUGUUAUAGUGGGGAUAACUAAGUUUAUUGCUCUCGGGGGUUGGUCUUCAAUUGCUAAAUAUUGUGCAAGGCGACUUCCUUCUACGACUGAAGUCAUGGCAGUUCACAAUGGAAAGGUUGUUUUCAGUAGAAAUUCCACAAACCAACCGGAAGGUCCUAGAAAAGAUUCAAAGCCGAGUUUAACUGUAAACCCCACUUUCAAAGAUAAUCUAUCUGAAUUUGGUGAAUCUGACAUAUCAGAGAUUGGAAGGCUCAGUUAUGAUGGGAUUCUGACCUCCAAGGAUGAAGUUUUUAGCGCUGUUGGAAGACACAAAAAAGGUUCUCUUAGUUCGAUUUCUCUUCCUGCAGAGGAUUUUACUCAGCAGAGGCCAGGUUGGCCCCUACUCCAAACAGCUAGUUCUAUAACUCAACCAAGCCUUGAAGCAAAAAAAAUGUCGGUGGUAAAAUGGGUAAUGAGCUUACCAAGUCGAUCUUUGCUAGAUAUUUCUGAAUCUAAGUCCACACUUGAUGAAAUGGGUGAUGUUUUGGGAAUAGAUAACCGAAAUUUUACAGCCACUGGUAAAGUAGACAAAAUGUAUAGUCUCAAAGGGCUGCCCCAAGAGUUGGAGCUGAUACUCAAAACGAAUCCACAUAGCUGCAAAUGGUUCAGCUAUGAUGUGCUCAGAAUGUCAGCUUCUCAUUUCUCUGCAGCCAAUCUUAUUGGACAAGGAGGGUGUAACUCUGUAUAUAAGGGGCUUCUUCCUGAUGGCAAACAAGUAGCAAUAAAGAUUUUGAGGUCAUCAAAGGAAGCAUGGAAGGAUUUUAUGCUGGAAGUUGAUAUAAUGACCACAUUGAAGCACAAAAGAAUAGCACCAUUGCUUGGGAUUUGUGUAGAGCGUACUAAUUUAAUCUCUGUUUAUGACUUUUUGUCUAAAGGAAAUUUAGAAGAGAAUUUGCACGGUAACAGAAAGGAAAAUGUUGUUUUGCAAUGGGAAGUAAGAUUCAAAAUAGCUGUUGGGAUUGCUGAAGCACUAAAUUACCUACACAAUGAAUGUCCAAGGCCUGUAAUUCAUAGAGACGUCAAGUCUUCGAACAUUCUUCUCACCGAUGAAUUAGAACCACAGUUAUGUGACUUUGGAUUGGCAAUAUGGGGCCCUACAUCAGCAUCUUUCCUAACUGACAGAGACGUAGUAGGGACCUUUGGCUAUCUUGCUCCCGAGUAUUUUAUGUAUGGGAAGGUCAGUGACAAGAUUGAUGUAUAUGCUUUCGGUGUAGUUCUACUAGAAUUGCUAUCAGGAAGAAAAUCAAUUGGUUUGGAGACACCGAAAGGUCAAGAAAGCUUAGUCAUGUGGGCAAAACCUAGACUAGAAAGUGGAGAUCUAAAAGGCAUAUUGGAUCCAAAUUUGGAAGAUGAAAUUGUUGAGGAUCAAAUGCAAAGAAUGGCUCUAGCAGCAAAUCUCUGCCUAAAACAAGCGGCCCGUCUGCGUCCAAAAAUGUCCCAGAUACUAGGUAUCUUAACUGGGGGAAAAUGUGUGAAUGAAGAACUAAAAUCCCAAUACGGAAAUCACAAUGAUCUCGAGAACCUGGAUGAUAAUGAUGAUGAAGUUUAUCCAGAUUCAAGUGCAGCAUCCCAUUUAAGCCUUGCAUUUCUUGACGUAAAUGACAAUUCUACAUCAUUCAGCAGUAUGGAGCAGAGCAGCCCUCUUUCUGUUGAAGAAUAUUUGAGAAAAAGGUGGAGCAGAUCAUCAAGUUUAGCGUAG
This is a messenger RNA of Fraxinus pennsylvanica, 1968 nucleotides long. The record is from the annotation of a GenBank genome assembly. Lineage: Eukaryota; Viridiplantae; Streptophyta; Magnoliopsida; Lamiales; Oleaceae.